Tetrapisispora phaffii CBS 4417 is the source of this 984-nucleotide messenger RNA. RefSeq names its product ubiquitin-specific protease OTU1 (gene OTU1). Gene Ontology annotation, molecular function: cysteine-type deubiquitinase activity. The coding region runs from base 1 to 984 and encodes 327 amino acids. NCBI's taxonomy places the organism in Eukaryota, Fungi, Ascomycota, Saccharomycetes, Saccharomycetales, Saccharomycetaceae. Gene Ontology annotation, cellular component: nucleus; cytosol. The transcript has a single exon. Gene Ontology annotation, biological process: protein deubiquitination; endoplasmic reticulum unfolded protein response. The record is from RefSeq and is a predicted model, not a curated record.
AUGUUUAUUCAACAGUUAUUGAAUAAGUUCAAGUGUCAUAACAUACAAUCGCAUCUACAAAAAAUGAGAUUAAAGAUAACUGGUCAAAAUGGCUUCAAUGAAGUUUUAACUUUAGAUAAUGACUCAACUCUUCAAGAUUUAGUGAAUAAAGUGGCAAUUGAGAGUAAAAUAAUAUCUAUUAGAUACGGUUAUCCACCUGUUAAAGUUGAAUUGAAUCAAGAGAAUUUAUGCCAGAAACUAGAUAAUUUGAAUAUAAGUUCUGGUGAGAAGAUAAGCUUAGUCCUUGAAAGUGAUGGGUUCAAGGGGACAGGAUCGGUUGUUUCUGAAACCCCUGCUAAAAUAUUGAAAGAAACUCAGAUAUAUGUUGAGAUACCUGGUGAAGGAGAAAAAGUCUUACAGACGCAUGUGGUUCCAGAUGAUAACUCUUGUCUAUUCCAUUCUAUAUCCUAUUGCAUGUAUAAGGAGAUCACGUUAGCGCAAGAACUUCGAAAGAUAGUUUCUGAUGAAAUUCUAAAGAAACCUGAUUUUUAUAACAGUGCUAUAUUGGAGAAAAGUAAUAAAGAAUAUGCAAGUUGGAUUCUUAAAAAGGAUUCCUGGGGUGGUGGUAUCGAGAUUUCUAUAUUAUCAGAGAAAUUAGAGGUUGCAAUUUACGUUGUGGACAUUGAUGGAGAAGAUAUUAGCAAAUUCAAUGAGGAUAAGUACGAUAAGUUUAUAAUGAUUGUCUUCAACGGUGUGCAUUACGAUUCAGUGGAGAUUGAAAGCAAUAAAAAAACUGUUUUCGAUAAGAACGAAGAAUUGAAUAGUAACAUAGUGUUAUCGGGAGCGUUGUCUAUCGCAAAACAACUGAAGGAUAAUGGAUACUCAUUCAACACACACAAGGAUAGAAUCAAGUGCAACACAUGUCAAAGGAUCUUAGUUGGUGAACGAGACGUUGCAAAACAUGCUGAAGCAACAGGCCACUACGAUUUUGGACAAGCCAAAUAA